Messenger RNA from Notechis scutatus (mainland tiger snake), 1368 nucleotides. RefSeq names its product relaxin family peptide receptor 3 (gene RXFP3). NCBI's taxonomy places the organism in Eukaryota, Metazoa, Chordata, Lepidosauria, Squamata, Elapidae. Gene Ontology annotation, molecular function: C-C chemokine receptor activity; C-C chemokine binding. Gene Ontology annotation, cellular component: membrane; external side of plasma membrane. The record is from RefSeq and is a predicted model, not a curated record. Gene Ontology annotation, biological process: calcium-mediated signaling; immune response; positive regulation of cytosolic calcium ion concentration.
AUGGAUGCCCUGUGUGAAUACAGCUACUGCUCGCUGGCCGCUGGCAUAAAGGAAGCAGAAGUGGGAGAACUCAACCCUUUCCCCAGCCUGCUGGAAGAGAGGCUGUUAAGCAACGGCACCAACGAGUCCCUACAGGAGUUCUGGAGGAGCUUCCUCAACCGAGAGAGAGCAGAUGGGCUACAGGGAGGCAGCUCCAUCCUCCUACGGAUCUUCAUCUCCAUCAUCUACUCUGUGGUGUGCGCCCUUGGUCUGGUGGGCAAUGUGCUGGUGCUCUACCUGAUGAAAAGCAAAUGGAAAAAGUCUUCCAUCAAUCUCUUUGUGACCUGUUUGGCAGUGACUGAUUUCCAAUUUGUCCUGACUUUGCCCUUCUGGGCCGUGGAGAAUGCUCUGGAUUUCACUUGGCUCUUUGGCAAAGCCAUGUGCAAGAUGCUUUCCUAUGUGACCGCCAUGAACAUGUACGCCAGUGUCUUCUUCCUCACUGCCAUGAGCAUUGCCCGCUACCACGCGGUGGCCUCUGCCCUGAAAAGUAGGAGGCAAGGAGGGCUCUUGGAUGGCUGCUCUUCAGCUAAAUGGUUGUGUGCCCUCAUUUGGAUCCUAGCCAUUCUCGCUUCUCUGCCCAACGGCAUCUUCUCCACCACCUCCACUAUCUUCGGUGAGGAACUCUGUCUGGUCAAGAUACCCGAUAGCCAAGGUAACAAUACUCCAUUCUGGUUGGGGCUCUACCAUGCCCAGAAGGUCCUGCUGGGCUUUCUAUUGCCUUUGACCAUCAUCACCCUUUGCUACCUUUUGCUGGUGCGCUUCAUCAGUGACAGGCAUGUGGGAGCCGGUUCCUGUGGGCCAAGCACUAAGCGCCGAUCCAAGGUGACCAAGUCAGUGACCAUCGUGGUACUGUCCUUCUUCCUUUGCUGGCUGCCCAACCAGGCACUCACCACCUGGGGGGUCCUCAUCAAGUUAAACCUUCUGCACUUCAGCCAUGCUUACUUUCUCUCUCAGGCAUACCUCUUCCCCAUCACUGUCUGCCUGGCCCAUUCCAACAGCUGCCUCAAUCCCAUCUUCUACUGCCUCAUGCGCAGGGAAUUCCGUAAAGCCCUCAAGAAGCUGCUGUGGAGGAUUGCUUCACCCUCCACCACCACCAUGCGCCCAUUCACCGCUACCACCAAGCCCGAGCAGGAAGAGCAGGCACUGAAGAACCUAAUGACCAUUCAACCCACAAGCAGUUCUGCUCCUCCUCUUCCUCCUCCUCCUCCUCCUCCUCCUGCUAGACCAGGAGAUGUUCCUGAUGCCGUCUGCUAUCCUCCUGGGGUGGUGACGUACAGUAGCUGCUCUAAUAUCUUUCCGUCCAUCGCCUCCACUGAGCUGCGAUGUUGA